CGGUGCACUAUUUUUGCCUCAGGUUUGUUUACCCUCAGAGGUUGGAGAGCCCGCCUUUGGAUCUUGGGGACAUAGUGACACCGAGCGAAGGAAGGCGCUGUUCUUUCGCACAGAUUGGGACCUUCGAGUGCCCGACACCGUCCGGGCAGCUCCGCGCUCGCUGGACCUACAGAGUCCCAUGGCGGCGGCCUCGACUAGGAACCCGGCUGAGGGUGGUGUGACCUUCGAGGACAUUGCCAUCUACUUCUCCUGGAAGGAAUGGAGACUUCUUGAUGAGGCUCAGAGACGGCUGUACCAUGAUGUGAUGCUGGAGAACUUUACGCUUAUAUCCUCCCUGGGUUGCUGCUGUGGAGCAGAGGAUGCGGAGGCACCCCUUGAACAGAGCGUUUCUGUAGGUGUGUCACAGGCCAGCACGCCCAAGGCAGCUCUGUCUUCCCGGAAGACCCACCCCUGUGAGAUGUGUGGUCCGGUCUUGAGAGACGUUUUCCGCUUGGCGGAGCAGCAGGGAAAACCAAGCAGCCAGAAACUGUUGAGGUGUGGGGCAUGCGCACAACGAUUUUACUUCAGCGUAAACUUUCAGCAGCAGCCGGAGCAGCACACGGGAGAGAAACCAUUCAGAAGUAGUGUGGACACGGUCUCUUUUAUGAAGGGAUAUGGAUUCCAUGAUUCAGGACAGCCCUUUAUCUGUACAGAGGUUCAGAAGGACUUCCUGCCUGGCUUGGUGCAUCUGCAGCAGGACGCCAUUCAUACUGGAGAGAAGCCAAACACAAUCAGCCAGUGCAGGGCAACUUUGCAGAGCAGUAAAGGUCAUUACACUCGGGGAGAAUGCAAGGAAGCUUUUGGUCCCAAAUAUACACAUGUUCAGGAUCAGGGUGUCCAACCUGGAAGUCCAUGUUUUGUGUGCAGUGAAUGUGGGAAAACAUUCAGGCAAAAAUCUUUAUACACUAUCCACCAGACAUUCCAUACUGCACAAGGACAUCAUGAGUUUGGCGAAGGUGAAAAAUCCCUUAGACGAAGGUCAGCUCACAGUCUGUACGGAAAGACUCACACUGGGUCUAGGCAAUACACUUGCAACAAAUGUGGGAAAUCCUUAAGCCAGAAAUCAGUACUUAUUCAUCCCCAGAGAUGGCAUAGUGGAGAAAGUAAUCAUGUUUGCAGUGGAUGUGCAAAAUCUUUUAGCCAUCGCCAGAUGUUGAUUACACGUUCUGUUCAAACCUUAGAAAGGCCUUAUAAUUGUGGUGACUGUGCAAAACGUUUUACCUCUAUCUCUGCUCUCAGUUAUCAUCAGAGAUCUCACACAGGGGAAAGACCUUAUGAGUGCAGUGAAUGUGGGAAGUCUUUUAUCUCCAGUACUGGCUUCCGUUCUCACCAGAGUGUUCACACUGGAGAAAAGCCUUAUGAGUGCAGUGAAUGUGGUAAAUCAUUUUUCUCUAGGUCUGACCUCCAUUAUCAUCACAGAGUUCACACUGGGGAGAGGCCUUAUGAGUGCAGUGAAUGUGGCAAGUCCUUUCACCGAAGAAAUAACCUCAAUGUACACAUAAAGGUUCACUCAAGUGAGAGGCCAUACGAAUGUAAUGAAUGUGGAAAAUCUUUGAAGUGUAAGUCUUCGUUCAUUCAACACCAAAGAAUUCACACAGGAGAAAGGCCUUAUGAGUGCAGUGAAUGUGGGAAAUCUUUUACCACUAGUUUUGUCCUUCGUUCUCACCAGAGAGUUCACACCGGAGAAAGGCCUUAUGAGUGUAGUGAAUGUGGGAAAUCCUUUACUGCUAGCUCUGUCCUCCAUAAUCACCAGAGGGUUCACACAGGAGAAAGGCCUUAUGAAUGCAGUGAAUGUGGGAAAACUUUUACCACUAGUUCUGUCCUCCGUUACCACCAGAGAGUUCAUACAGGAGAAAAGCCUUAUGAAUGCAGGGAAUGUGGCAAGUCCUUUCCCCGAAGAACUAACCUGAAUGUACACAUAAAGGUUCACUCAGGUGAAAGGCCUUAUGAGUGUAAUGAAUGUGGGAAAUCUUUUAAGUGUAAGUCCAAACUCAUUGAACACCAGAGAAUUCACACAGGAGAAAAGCCUUAUUUGUGUAGUAAAUGUGGGAAAUCUUUUAGUCGUAGCCACGCCCUCCAGUAUCAUCGACAAAGUCACCUUGGAAUAAGGCCUUAUGAGUGUAAUGAGUGUGGGAAAUCUUUUGCUUGUAGUUCUUCCCUUCGAUCUCACCAAAGAGUUCACACUGGAGCAAGACCUUAUGAGUGCAAUGAAUGUGGGAAAUCUUUUACAGCUAGUUCUGUCCUUCGUGCUCACCAGAGAGUUCAUACUGGAGAAAGACCGUACGAGUGCAGUGAAUGUGGAAAGUCCUUUCUCCGAAGAAAUAGCCUCAAUGUACACAUAAAGGUUCACUCGGGUGAAAGACCUUAUAAGUGUAAUGAAUGUGGGAAAUCUUUUAAGUGGAAGGCAACAUUCAUUCAACACCAGAGAAUUCACACAGGAGAAAGGCCUUAUGAGUGCACUGUAUGUGGGAAAUCUUUUAUCAGUCAUCCUGCUCUUAGUUAUCAUCAAAGAGUUCACACUGGAGAAAGGCCUUAGGAGUGCUGUGAAUGUGGGCAGUCUUUCAGCCAAAGCUCCAGUCUCACUCAACAACGGAAGGUAUAGUAGAUGAAGCCCUUCUGAGUGAUCAAUUAUGAAUUGUUUAUGUUCACUAGAAGUUGUAUUUCUCUUCCUAUCCUCUAUUCAGGAUUAGCAGAUGAUGUCUUUGGGAGGUAAUUUGAAUCAGAAUGGGUCAUGAGUGUGGAUGGAGCCCUCAUGAAUGGGUUUACUGUCUUCAUACCAGUUCUAAGAGAGCUUGCUUCCUCUGUGUACCAUGUGAGGACCCUUUUGAGAAGAUCAUCUAUAAAUCAGGAAGUUGCUCCUCACCAGACAUGGAACCGGACCCUAUAGGGAAUGUUAGUUUGGCUAUCCAGCCUCCAGAAAGAAGUUUCUGUUGUUUGCAAGUCACCUAGUUUGUGGUACUUUGUUAGAGCAGCCUGAGCUAAGACAUGUGAAGAAUGUGGGCAAUCUUUUGGCGAAGGAUACAGUUUCAUAAAAAUCAGAAAUUACCCUGGGUAAGGCCUCAUGAGUGAGGGGAAUGACACAAUUCCUUUUGCCAGUCCUCUGUCUUCAUUGCAUACUCAGUUCACACUGCCAAAGGGCGUUAAGGUAGCAGAGCAGGUGGUAUUUUCUUGAGUAGUGUAAUCACAGUGGAGGAGUGCCUUUGUGAAGCAGCCACUUAGCUGGAACAAACCUUGUUCACUUGAAUGUCCCCAGUGGAGUGACUUACCCUAAGUUCCAGCUAUUUGGGAAAACUUGAGGAGCUGUGUUGUGCUUCUGAUGUGUCCAGAGUCAUUGCUAGAUUGAAGUGAACAAAUGACUCCACUUUGAUACCUGACAGGUCCCCUAAUGUGCAUCAAUCACCGCCUACAUGCUUAAGCAUGUUACCCCUGUGCAUUGUCAUUGGUGAUGGACAUUAUGGGUAAUUGGAACUUCACAUUCCCUUCUAAGUUAGGACAUGGAUGUGAUGCAGUGUUUAUCCACAGUACCUGAUCUGAGAUUUGGAUAGUGUCUUGCAGAUAAAGAGUAAAUGUCUUACGAUAUUGUUGGUCUUGUGAUGCUUGUGAUAAAUCUAUGCAGCAUCCAAGUCCCAACACAGGUAUUUGCUGCCACAUAUUGCUCUGGUUUAUGCAUUAAUAAAUGCCUUUUUUGUUUAAUUACUUUAGUCUUAGGUGUUGUAUUCUAAUGGGUUAUUUGAAAGCAGAAUUAGGCUCUUCCAGCAGUAAGGAGUGAACAGAUUUCAUUGCAUCCCAAGCUUGCUGUGUUCUGGAGAGGAUAAUUGCAAAUAAAUAAUAUGUACGUGUGCACUCUCCAGCUUGGGUGUGAAUUUGCAUUAUGACCCACUACCUUUCUUAUGGGCUGAAUUGUGAAUCCAAAAUACCUAUGUUGAAGUUGUGGCCCCCAGUAUGUCAGAAUGAGACUAUAGUGAAACACAGGAUAUUUAAAGAUAUAAUGAAGUUGAAAUGAGGUUAUUAGGAUGGACUUUUAGUAUGACUGGUGUCCUUAUAAGAAGAGGACCUGAGGAUAGAGGACCAGAAGAAUGACCAUUUGAAGACAGGGAAAUCCCCAUCUCCAAGCCAUCUGCAUCUCUCUCCAAGGACAGAGGCCUGAGAAGAAACUAACCCUGCUGAUUUAUGUCCAGUUUCUAGAUUCCAGAUUUGUGGGCAAGUAUAUUUCCGAUGUCAAAUCACCCAUGUGGUACAUUAUUAUGGCAGUUCUAGCUAAUACAGUCCCCUGUGUUCUAUAUCUGGAUUCUGUGGUCUGGAUGCCAGGAUUUUUCUUGUGCUCAGAGGUCACCCUGAAGAGGGAGCAUCUCCAGUGGUUAUGAAACCAUCUCCAGUGGUUGUGGAGACAACAUGAAUAUUUUGCUUGUCCACAGCUGAUACCACAUACUGCCAGGCACUGUUGAGUGGAAUAUCUACCUCAAAUUCUUCAAAGGAGCCAUGUGGGCGGAUGCACACUAUUCGUGUGUUACACCACAGGGGCAAGGGAACUGUAAUUGGUAAUCUAGAAGAUAGGGUAAUGAGGGAGUAGAGGAGACAUCAGCCACAUAGUGGAGUGUAUCUCUUACAAACAUGUAUCCACAGAUGUUCUAGUGACUGGCUGGGCAGGAUCAGUGUGCACAGAAAUUCUUCACUAUCAGACAUAUGUAUCCUGUGCAACAGAGCUCAUUGUAUCUGAAGUCUCAUAUCCUCUCUGGUGUUUACAUCUCAAGGCCAUUGUGUGCAAGAGGAAAAGGAUAGAGGACAAGGGUGGUUUCAAGUCCAGGGUGGUAGCUUUUUUGACACACCUAGCCAGCAUUGUUGUUGGUACCAGCUGUGCCUGUGGCGGAUGCUUGUUCUGAAACAUUCACCUCCCAAGUAGUCUCCCAGGUACUCCCCAGCAUCCUUGGCUAUAAAACCCUGUCUUCCUGAAUUGGUGGUGCAGGGACCGACUCCUCUUAUGGGUGCCAAAGUCACGCUUCUGUCCCUGAGUCCGUAAAUAAACCAUUUCUCCUCAAGCUGGACUUCUCAACCUUUUCCCUUGCUUAAGGUUUGGAGGUCAUUUUGCGUAUACGUCCCUUCUAGGCAAUACUACUAUUUUCUUCUCUGGAAGUAUACCACUAUUUACCCAUUCAUCUGUUUGGACCAUUUGGGUUACUUAGAGUUUUGGCGUUUGUAAACAAAGUGCUCUCUCAAAAUUUUCAUUAGGGUUGUCUAUGUGGACAGAGGUUUCCUUUCUCUUGUGGUGUGACUCAAAGCGCAAUGCCCGUCACAGGUAGGUUAGUGCUAAUAUUUUUAAGAAACUGCCCAAAUGUGAUCUAAACUUCAGUUCUGCAUUCCCACCAGCAUGUAUGAGAGUUCCAGUGCCUCCAGUCCCUGCCACUACUUGAUAGUGCCAGUCUGUAAUGUCAGCCCAUUUCAUAAGUGUGUAGUACUGUUGCCUUUGCAUUUCCUAGGGGUGUUGAUUUUGAGUAUUUUUUCGUGUGUUUAUGUACCACCUGUCUAUCUCCUUUGGUACAAUUUCUGUUCAUAUCGUUUGCCCGUUAUCUUUCCGAUGAGUUAUGGCUAUUUCCAUUUUCAUUUACAAAUAAGAAACGCAUACAACAAUGGUAUGUAUUCUAAUUUUCCUCAUUCUUAAAUGGUGUGACAUUUUGCUGUAUGGAGUCAUAGUAA
Prionailurus viverrinus (fishing cat) is the source of this 5730-nucleotide messenger RNA. Its product is annotated as zinc finger protein 345-like. The record is from RefSeq and is a predicted model, not a curated record. Gene Ontology annotation, biological process: regulation of DNA-templated transcription. The coding region runs from base 179 to 2575 and encodes 798 amino acids. The transcript has 3 exons. NCBI's taxonomy places the organism in Eukaryota, Metazoa, Chordata, Mammalia, Carnivora, Felidae.